This is a messenger RNA of Cutaneotrichosporon oleaginosum, 3621 nucleotides long. RefSeq lists its product as uncharacterized. The record is from RefSeq and is a predicted model, not a curated record. NCBI's taxonomy places the organism in Eukaryota, Fungi, Basidiomycota, Tremellomycetes, Trichosporonales, Trichosporonaceae. Gene Ontology annotation, biological process: negative regulation of transcription by RNA polymerase II. Gene Ontology annotation, molecular function: RNA polymerase II transcription regulatory region sequence-specific DNA binding; DNA-binding transcription factor activity, RNA polymerase II-specific; zinc ion binding. Gene Ontology annotation, cellular component: nucleus.
UCGACAUCCUCCUGCUCUCGUCAGUCUCUCGUCUCCCUCUCAUCCAACUCUGCUUCAUAAUACAUCGCAUCUCAUCGCAUUUCUUCAUCUACUUCAUCGCUCAAGACAUCUUCCAUCGGGCUCUGUCCCACCCCUCUAUUUCACUCCUUACAGCUUUCCCGUAAUUUUCUCCGAGCGGGGCGACCCCAACUCCUGCUCGCCACCCUCCCCAACCACUCGCUCUGUCUACCACCUCAACAGCGUCAAUCGCCACCCUGAUCAUGGCCGAGACCGCUCCGGUGACAGCAGCCUCUUCUCUCCCUCAACCAGGUGACGGCGCAUAUCUUGCCCGUCCCAUCCCGCAACCGGGCGACGGCGCGUACUUGACGCACCGUCCCAACAAUGCUCCUUCCCGCGGCCCUCGGAACAACGGUCGCGGACGCGGACGCAAGCCCGGCAACGCGUCUCAAGGCCCGGCCUCGGUCACGGCCUCUGAGCCCCCGACGGCGCAGAUCGGCGCCCUUGCCCUCGAUCAAUCGUCAAAUCGCGGCCCUCGGAACGCCCGAGGAAGGGGUCGCAACAAUGGUCCUCGCCCCGACGGGGCGCCGGAUGGCCCCAACAACAGCCGCAACAGGCCCAGGCAGCAGCGGACUGAGCUGGCGAACGGGAACGCCGCUGCGUCCGGCAGCGGUCCGAGCACUCCCUUGAACCCAGCGGCGAGCGUGUUCACUCCUGACGAGAGCGGACCCAGCCGCCCCAGCUCGCGGGCAUCUCAGUCCAAGGGUCGACAGCGCAAGCCCAAGACGGAGGCGAACGGUGCUGCGGCGCCCAAGCCCGUCUCGAGUCGCCGCGCUGCGUUUGAGCGUGGCUCCAAGCUCACUACCGGUGACGCCCCUCCCAAGAAGGAGAAGCCGGCGCGGAAGACGGUCGAACACCCAGAACCGCUCGGUCCGGAGCCCGACGACCUCAACUCGCGACUGACGCGUGGUUUGCGCGGCAAGCCGUUCAUCGAGUGCCCGAUUUGCUUCAACCCCAUCUUCUCCCAGCAGCCGACAUGGUCGUGCCUGCCGCCCCACUCGCCCCCUGAGUAUCCCAAGACGCUCGAGGACAACGAGCGGCCAGCUUUCGCCGCGGCCCACUACACUGCCUGCUACACGCCGUUCCACGUGAACUGCAUCCGCGACUGGGCGUCGCGCAGCCUCCACGACGAUGCGGAGCGGAUACGCAAGGCCGAAAGCAAUGACGAGCCCUCCUGGCGCUGCCCAGGAUGCCAGAAGCACCGCACGCAAAAGAUUGGUGGCUACAGGUGCUUCUGUGGCCGUCUCGCCAACCCGCCUACGGUGUUAACCGCCCCACACUCGUGCAAUGACGCUUGCGCGCGCCCACGCCCCAACUGCAGCCACCCCUGCCCUCUCAACUGCCACCCGGGGCCUUGCCCGCCCUGCCAGGUCGCUCUGGUUGUCCGCUGCCCAUCGCACGCGACAUCCCUCACCGUCAAAUGUUCGACGGCCAGCACCAACGACGCCGCGCUUACGCCCGUUUGCGACGAGAUUUGCGACCGUGAGCUCGCCUGUGGUAAACAUCGCUGCGGCAACCUCUGCCACUUCGGCCCGUGCGGCGACUGCAGUGAAGUCGAGAAUGUGCGCUGUUACUGCGGCCACGAGGAAAAGGUUGCGCCGUGCGGCUGGAACAAGAAGGACAUCAAAGAGUGCAGCGACGGCAACGAGACUUGGGAAGGUCGCUUCGCUUGCGACCGCAUUUGCCGGAAGAAGUACGAGUGUGGCAUACACGAGUGCUUGGAGAAGUGCCACCCGCAUCCCGCUAGUCUCGUCCCCUGCCCGACCUCGCCAAGCGUCAUAACCACCUGCCCAUGCGGCGCGACACCCCUCAACCUCCUUCCCGGCUACCCACGCCCCGAUUGCACGGCGCCCAUUCCGACAUGCGCAGAGUCGUGCCCCAAGUCACGGCCUUGCGGACAUGCGUGUCCGCUCAAAUGCCACAGCGGCGAAUGCCCUCCGUGCCACGAGCAAGUGUACCGGCCAUGCCGCUGCGGCGAGAGCAACCUCCUCCUUGACUGCGACGAGGUUAGAGAGCGCCAGCAGGCUGGUCAAACCGAAUUCUUUUGCGAGCGCGUGUGCAAGGCGCUCCGAAACUGCGGCCGCCACGAGUGUGGUCGCAUCUGCUGCCCCCUGUCGUACAAGGCCAAGCGCAAGGGUCGUCGUGCGCUCGAUUUUGACAUUGACAACGACGAUCUCCAUCAGUGCCCUCUGGUAUGUGGCAAGCUCCUCAGCUGCGGCAUACACAGCUGCCCCAAGCCGGAUCACAAGGGCGCGUGCGGCCGAUGCCUACAGGCGUCAUACGACGAGCUUAUCUGCAACUGUGGCCACACGGUCGUUUACCCGCCGGUCGCAUGCGGAACCAAGGUCAACUGCGUGUUCCCAUGCGCGCGCCCCGACCCGCCCUGUGGGCACCCUAAGACUCCUCACAACUGCCACGAAGAGCCCGACUGCCCGCCGUGCCCGUUCCUCACUUCCAAGCCGUGCGCGUGCGGCAAGGAUCCUGCGGUCAAGAACGUCCGUUGCUCGCAGUCGCAAGAUCGCGUUUCUUGCGGCCAGGUGUGCGGCAAGCUUCUCGGCUGCGGUUACCACCGAUGCGAGAAGACGUGCCACCCCGGAGAAUGCGAGUCCUGCGCGCAGACUUGCAACAAGCCUAAGCGGAUAUGCAAACACGCGUGUACGCACACCUGCCAUGCGCCGGCCAAGUGCCCAGAGAACGAGCCUUGCCCCACCAUUGUUCAUCAGACUUGCUCAUGCGGCAAUCUUGUGACGCGGACCACCUGCGGCGCCAGCACGUCGAACCCUUCGAGUCGCGAGACGGUGCAGCUCAAAUGCAACGCCGACUGCAUGAUGCGCCAGCGCAACGCGCGCCUAGCCGACGCGCUCGGCAUCAAGCAGCCAGUCGACAGGACACUUACCGAGUGGCCGUCUGAACUGCGUACCUUUGCCUACGCCAAUCUCGCAUUCGUCAAGACGGUCGAGACUACCUUCCGCGACUUCAUCAACGGGACGCGCCAGACCGUCAUCCUUCCGCAUAUGCCGCAGGCCAAGCGCACGUUUGUCAUGUCUAUGGCUGACGUGUACCGCCUGGGACGCGAGCUGAUUGACGCCGAGCCGAACCGAUCCGUGCAAAUCCGACGUCGUGUCGACACUCGCCUGCCCAACCCCCUCCUCUCGUCCGUUGUGCAGCCGCAGACGUCCAAGCUUGGCGGCUUGGGCAACCUCCGUGCCGCCCCAUCGAGCGUAUGGGGAGCUGGACGUAGCGGGACCGCGUCGCCAUCCACAGCCGCCUCGGCCGCUAAGGCCAACACGCCUACUGCAAGUGCACCGACCUCGCGCGUGCCGUCUCCUGGCGUCGAGCAGGCGCGUCCCACCCCGCCCGAGGCUCACCGCGCGCCCGUCCCUGUCCCCGUCACCCACACGCACGUGCCAGUGCAGACCGUCGGCAUUGUCGGUGACACCGACUGGGAUCAGAGCGGGGACGAGGCGGAUUAGUGUUUCUGCCACUCAGGACGGACCACUCCAUCUACAAUGUAAAUCUCAUAAGCAAUCAGUUCAUCAUGCACUCUCCAUGUCAUAUGCUGCA